Molecule: messenger RNA, 1081 nt
Organism: Monopterus albus (swamp eel)
Lineage: Eukaryota; Metazoa; Chordata; Actinopteri; Synbranchiformes; Synbranchidae
Gene: rgcc
Product: regulator of cell cycle
Exons: 5
Coding region: 85-450 (121 amino acids)
Biological process (GO): regulation of cell cycle
Source: RefSeq, a predicted model, not a curated record
CGCCAGUCGUGCGGCUGGAGGCUCAGUCCAGGACGCGCGGGAGCUGUGCUCACACUGUUAUUCUCUAAUCCGACUGCUGGAAUCAUGAUGUCUCUAAAGCUUAAACCUCAUGCGAAGUUCGUCCAGGAGGCGGAUCUGAACGACGUGCUGUGCGAGUUCGACGCCGUGAUCGAAGACUUCACGUCGCCGGUGGAGAAGCGACACUUCAGGUACGACGAGCACCUGAAGACCAUGAAGAGGAGGAGCAGCGCCAGCGUCAGCGACAGCGGCAUCAGCGACUCGGAGAGUGCAGAGCCACUCAACAGAAACAGCUUCAGCUUCAGCGAUGAGAGGCUGAACUCCCCCACCGCCACCUCACCUCCUCUCAUGUCACCAAAACCCAAACUGGGCGACACUAAAGAACUGGAGGACUUCAUUGCGGACCUCGACAGGACAUUAGAGAGCAUGUGACACAGAGGAUCCCAAUCAUCUUGGAGUGUAGCCAUGAGGGAGUGGAUGUCUGGACCUGCCCUUCCCCACAGAAACCCACCCACCAGAAUACAGCUGGAUGGCACAGCACCUGCCCAAUGGUUCCCCUAUGGCGUCGGGUACCGCCAGCGCCCUCCUAACUUAGGCCAGGCAACCUGGCUCUUGGGAGGACAAUACCGCAAGAAAUUAGCAUUGUAGGAAGCAUGAAGACGACGAUAUUCAGCAGCCAUGAAGUAACGGACUAAAUCAAAAGUCAUGAGAAUGAAGCCGUGACGUACACAUGACAAGGGUCACGCAGAGCAGGUCACACUCCCUCAUCCAAAACCUGAGCUGGACGAGUAUUUAAAAAUGGCUUCUUAUAACAGAAACAUAUUUGUAACUUUAUCAAGCUUUUGUGAAAUAUAUUUUUGUAUCUUAUGUAAAUAAUACAAAUUCUAUUUUCCUUGGUAUUAAUGCAACAGUCAGAUUAAGAUUUGACACUUGUUAGUUGGUUACAUGCUUAAAUGUGAAAACUUAAUCCAAUAAGGGAAAAAAACUGGAAAAAAUGUGUAUUUAAUUAAUCUAAUGCCUGCCAGAGAGAAUAUUAAAGUAUGAAAUACUGUUCUUUUAAUAA